CAGGACCACAGGAUCCACUAGGAAGAGAGCCCAGGCUUUCAGAAGUCCCAGAAUUCCGCUUGAACAUCUAGCAAAAUGCCUAAAAGUGUUUCAAUAUCUAAACAACUGGCUUCAAUAAAAGCUUUGAAGAAAGGCUCAGACCUGGAAAAGGCCAUUGCUACUGUUGCUCUAAUUUUCAGAAACUCUUCUGACCCUGAUGGUAAACUUGGGAAAGCCACUGCCAAGAAUCUGCUACAAACCCAAUUUAGGAAUUUCACAGAGAGAGAAGAAAGCAAGCCAAAUUAUCAAGACAUCCUUUCCGAGCUUGAUGAACACACAGAAAAUAAGCUGGACUUCGAGGACUUCAUGAUCCUGCUCCUGAGUCUUGCCAUCGUAUCAGACAUGCUACAAAAUAUACUGAGUGUAAAAUUAUGAAAUAAAUAAUUUUAAAUAUAUGAAUGAACAAAAUGAUCACAAAAACAAGUGUCACAUAAAAGAUGUUCCUAUUUGAUUUGUGUUGAGUGUAGGGGUGGUUCAUAUUGGUGAUAUUCACUCAGUGUAACUCCAAACAAAUCGCACUCUUCAAAAUUGUUUCAAUAACAUGAUUAAAUUGGAUACUUCAGUUUUGGGGGGUGUAUUUAUUUUAUUUUAUUUUUAAAUUCUAUAUAUCAAUGCCAGCUCUUCCUCCUUCCCUUCACCCUGUUCUCCCCACCUUGCCCUCACCCCAGCCCCCAUCCAGUUCUCCCAUGUGGUGUCAACAAAGUGUGUCUCAUCACCAAGAUGAGGCCUGACCAAGGCUCCACCCCCUGUGUCUAUGCUGAGCAUGGUAUCUCUCUUUAGAAAAUAGGCUCCAAAGAGUCAGUUUAUAUACUAGGGAUUGAUGGAUACUACUUUUUUAUGAGUGAGUAAUGACUUAGAGAAUUUUUCUAUUGAAUGUGAAUCUCAUUUAUUCAUUGAUCAUUUGACGAUAUUUGUGGGCAUUUACUUGGUAACAUUGUUAAAAAUAAAGUAACAAAU
Phodopus roborovskii (desert hamster) is the source of this 996-nucleotide messenger RNA. It is a transcript of the gene Sntn, whose product is annotated as sentan, cilia apical structure protein. Lineage: Eukaryota; Metazoa; Chordata; Mammalia; Rodentia; Cricetidae. The record is from RefSeq and is a predicted model, not a curated record. Gene Ontology annotation, molecular function: transition metal ion binding. The coding region runs from base 76 to 414 and encodes 112 amino acids. The transcript has 4 exons.